AUGGAGGGGUUGAUCAUCCUAUCAUUGGAUGGUAAAGCAGCGGUGGCUUUGUCUAGCGAUGCAGUAAAGUUCGCCUACCCCGCCCGGCGUGACCAGUCAGAAUCUGAGCUGAGCUGGACUAGACUGCACUGGACUGUUGCCUUGAGUGCUGCUUGGGUGGGUGGCCAUGUCAGUCGGUACUGCAGAGGUGGAGUUCGGCUAGGGGGAGGGGCCGGUAUCUACCUAAUUUCGAUGCAUGUUUGCCACGGCCUGUUCAACUGCUGGGGUCUGGAUUUAGUGGAUGAUGUUGUCGGCUACGCUUUGGUCGUGGCGGUUGCUGGGGCCGUAACUGCCCAUAGAUAA
Molecule: messenger RNA, 342 nt
Organism: Aspergillus niger
Lineage: Eukaryota; Fungi; Ascomycota; Eurotiomycetes; Eurotiales; Aspergillaceae
Exons: 4
Coding region: 1-342 (113 amino acids)
Source: RefSeq, a predicted model, not a curated record